Messenger RNA from Aspergillus lentulus, 1590 nucleotides. RefSeq names its product cholinesterase. The record is from RefSeq and is a predicted model, not a curated record. Lineage: Eukaryota; Fungi; Ascomycota; Eurotiomycetes; Eurotiales; Aspergillaceae.
AUGGUUCAUUUCAGUGUUUGGAUCUCCCUGGGUGUUGGACUUCUGGCCACCUCUACUCCAGCAUAUGGCCAAUCACCUCCCAACUCUCACUUCUCGCGCGAUGCAGCUGGCGCUUGCGUACGGACCAGCAGCGGGCUGAUCGAGGGGCACGUUGCAUCGCGACCUGGGGUGUUCGAGUAUCUAGGGAUUCCUUAUGCUGCUGCGCCCACGGGAGACCUCCGAUUCGCUCCUCCAGUCCAAUACCACGGCAAUGGCACCGUCCUUGCGAAUGCUUAUAGCCCCGAUUGUCCCGCCAAUAUUGGAAGCGUCCCGGAUUUUCCCGGCCUGACGCCUCAAGCACCGACCAUUAUCAGAACCUUUGCUCAGCAAUUGGGGACUCCCCAGAGCGAGGAUUGUCUCUACUUGAAUGUAUGGACUAAGCCAACACGCAAGCUGAAACCGGUGUUGGUUUUUAUCCAUGGUGGUCGGUUUAGUGUUGGCGGAGCCCAUAGCCCCAUGUACACCGGUGAGAACCUGGUCGCCGAGAAUGAUGUCGUCGUGGUCACCUUCAAUUACCGAUUGAACAUAUUUGGUUUCUCUGGGGCCCCUGGGCUCACCCAGAACGUGGGUCUGCUGGACCAGCGCAUGGCCAUUGAAUGGGUGCACCGCAACAUCGCCGGCUUCGGAGGCGACCCUGACCGCAUCACCAUCUUCGGACAGUCCGCUGGAGGCGCGUCAGUCGACUACUACUCGUACAUCUGGACGGAGAAGCCGCUCGUCCGCGGCCUGAUCUCGCACUCCGGUACCGCACUGAGCUUCAAGCCCAACACGGCCGAGGAAUCCGCCAGUUACUUCUACCUUGUCUCCAACGCUCUAGGCUGCGGCAACCGUACCCAUCCCGUUGACGCAGUGGUAGAAUGUCUGCGCAAGCAAUCGGUGCAAGCAAUUCUCGCCGCCGUGAGAAAAGUCCCCUUCGCCCCAUCCCCUGCGCUUCCUCAGCCCCAGUUCCAUCCUACCGUGGAUGGCAUCACCGUCUUUGACAACUACGCCGAACGCUCCGCGCAGGGCAAGUUCAUCAAAGCGCCAUACCUCUUCACAAGCAACGACAAUGAAGCAGGCUACUACCGCAUCAACGCCUUUGCGGGUAGGAUCUCGCUCACCGACGAGGAAUGGCACCAGUUCAAUCUGGCUGCGUUCACGUGUCCGACUGGCCAAGCGGCAGCCGAUCGCAUGGCACACGGCGUCUCUACCUGGCAUGCUCGGUACUUUGGCGACUUUGGGAAUCUGAGAAUGUAUCCGACCAGCGGGGCUUAUCACGGCGUCGAUCUGCAUAUGGUGUUUGGGACGGCGGGGAAUGUCACCGGUAUUCCUGAUUCUGAGGUGGAGGAGCGGACGAACAGGUAUAUGGCGUCUGCUUGGGUGAAGUUUGCGACGGAUCCGGAGCGGGGUUUGGAUGGCCUUGGAUGGCCGAGAUAUCAUCCUAGCAAGAACACACUGGUCGGACUCGCGUAUAAGAAUGCGACGCGGGCGCAGCUGUUGGACCAGGCAGUGUACCAGGAGGGCUGUACUGCGCUGAACGGGGACACGACUCCUGGAAAGGGGGCUUUCUAG